AUGAGAGAGAGGUUGUACCGCUGUCUUUCUGCCUCAUACUCCAGCAAAUGCUUUAAAGAGCCUACAACAGAGAUCACCCCAACACAGAAUGGGUGGGUUAUUGUCAGAGCUUUCAACAGUGUUUCUUUCAAUAUAUUUUUACAGAUUGGUGCAGAUGGACAGAAUUCUACAGUCAGGAGGGCAGCUGGUAUUAAGAAUAUUCAAUAUCGAUACGACCAGUCAGCUGUAGUUGCUACUCUUCACUUGUCUGAGGCAACAGACAACAAUGUAGCAUGGCAGAGAUUCCUUCCAUCUGGACCAAUUGCUCUCCUCCCGCUUUCUGACACUGUCAGCUCUUUGGUUUGGUCCACGUCACAUGAACAUGCAAUUCGGCUUCAGAGUAUGGAUGAGGACAGCUUUGUGGACUCUAUAAACUCUGCUUUUUGGAGCAAUGCAAAUCACUCAGAUUUCAUUGAUACUGCUGGAUCCAUAUUCCGUUCUGCUGUUUCCCUCCUGAUGCCAUCAGGGACUGCAGCCCGUCAGCUGCCUCCAAGUGUUGCAAAGGUGGAUCCCAAGAGCCGAGCUGUGUUCCCUCUGGGAUUGGGGCAUGCAACUGAAUAUGUCCAACACCGUGUGGCCCUUAUUGGGGAUGCUGCUCACAGAGUACAUCCUCUAGCAGGUCAAGGUGUAAAUAUGGGCUUUGGUGAUAUUGCGUGUUUGACACAUCAUCUCAGUACGGCAGCAUUCAAUGGGAAAGAUCUGGGUAAGGAUUUAAAAUAAUGAAGUAAAACAUGGCAAUACAAAAUAUCUGUGCCAGGGCUCCUUUACUUAAUGAUCCAGUUUCUUAAUAUUGUAUAGAAUUUGUUUGAAUUGCUAGAGUUGAGACUACCAGCUUUAUCUAAUUUUGUCCUGCUGCUGUCUGCAUAGCAAUAUCUUUUUCUAGGAAGGAGAAAUCAAAAUACAGUAAUUAAAUAAUGUUAUAGAUGCUGGUUUUCAUUAAAAUGAGGACUUGUUUGAGAAAAGUACAUCCUUGGUACAGCCCUCAAUCCCUCCAGAUUUCCCUUUUGUGCUCAAAAAGAGUUAAUCACUACUUCUGGAAGCAUUCAGGAGUGGCAAUUCACCCUUUAAAUAUUGUAUGUGUGUGUGUAUGUGCGUGUAAACAUGUGUCUGUGCCUUCAAAUCACUUUUCAACAUAUGGUGACCCCAUUAAUUUCAUAGGGUUUUCUUAGACAA
Molecule: messenger RNA, 1212 nt
Organism: Sceloporus undulatus (fence lizard)
Lineage: Eukaryota; Metazoa; Chordata; Lepidosauria; Squamata; Phrynosomatidae
Product: ubiquinone biosynthesis monooxygenase COQ6, mitochondrial-like
Exons: 6
Coding region: 1-759 (252 amino acids)
Biological process (GO): ubiquinone biosynthetic process
Cellular component (GO): mitochondrion
Molecular function (GO): FAD binding; oxidoreductase activity, acting on paired donors, with incorporation or reduction of molecular oxygen, NAD(P)H as one donor, and incorporation of one atom of oxygen
Source: RefSeq, a predicted model, not a curated record